Messenger RNA from Cydia splendana, 1856 nucleotides. Its product is annotated as 5-hydroxytryptamine receptor. Gene Ontology annotation, molecular function: neurotransmitter receptor activity; G protein-coupled serotonin receptor activity. Gene Ontology annotation, cellular component: plasma membrane; dendrite. The record is from RefSeq and is a predicted model, not a curated record. NCBI's taxonomy places the organism in Eukaryota, Metazoa, Arthropoda, Insecta, Lepidoptera, Tortricidae. The transcript has 6 exons. Gene Ontology annotation, biological process: G protein-coupled receptor signaling pathway, coupled to cyclic nucleotide second messenger; chemical synaptic transmission. The coding region runs from base 160 to 1539 and encodes 459 amino acids.
GACGGAAAAAAUUGGUACUUUCUUGAAAAAAAAUUACUUUAAAAGUGAGUGUUAGUGAACAAAUGUGACAGUGUUCGAACAGUGGCGUGUGAUCAAAAAUGAUCACUAGAGAAUCACUUUGAAUCACCAAAGCCAGGAGGGCGAGCGACAGCGUCCGCGAUGAACAAUUCGCUACUCAUACAACGACUAAAUGAAUCUAACAAUGACGUCGACACUACGACGGAAUGGUUCCUCGCGAACUGCUCGUGGACGGACGCGGUGGCGUGGGGCUGCAACGGCACCAGCGCCAACGUCACAGACUCCAACGUCACGUCGCUCGUCCUCAUGGCGGUCACCUCCGUGGUGUUGGCGGGGGUCAUCCUCGCCACUAUAGUUGGUAACGUGUUCGUGAUAGCAGCAAUAAUAAUCGAGAGAAACCUCCAGAAUGUGGCCAACUAUCUGGUCGCGUCGCUCGCCGUAGCCGAUUUGAUGGUGGCGUGUCUGGUGAUGCCGCUGGGAGCUGUAUAUGAAGUAAGCCAGGGCUGGAUCCUGGGCCCCGAGCUGUGCGACAUGUGGACCUCCAGCGACGUCCUCUGCAGCUCCGCUUCCAUUCUUCACCUCGUCGCUAUAGCUACUGAUAGGUACUGGGCUGUGACGGAUGUCGACUACAUGCACAACCGCAACGAGCGGCGCAUCUUCACGAUGAUCGUGCUGGUGUGGGGCGCCGCGCUCGUGGUCUCUCUCGCCCCGCAGCUCGGCUGGAAGGACCCCGACUACCUUGCCCGCAUCACCCAGCAGCAGAAGUGCCUCGUCAGCCAAGACCUAGCCUACCAAAUCUUCGCCACAAUGUCCACCUUCUACGUACCGCUUGCCGUCAUCCUUAUCCUUUAUUGGAAGAUCUUCCAAACAGCCCGACGACGAAUCAGAAGGAGGACUGAACCGCCACCCCCUCGUCCGACGUCAGCUGACGGCACUACGACUCCUGGUAGACCAGUACAAUCCGCCAGAGACAGGCGCUUUGUAAAGAAAAGGUUCCUCAACUUAAAAAAGUGCAAUCAACGCACGCGGACUGAAGCGCUAGCCGCUUCGCUUCUCCUCACUGAAGGCCAAAGCACUUCCACUGUAGAUACCUUGGACGAGGAACCUCGCACAACUGCGUUCACGAUCAACGAAAAAGCGCCUUCCGUUUCGCCUGAGAAGUCUUCCUCGACCGCAACGAAUGGGUCGAAAGCGGAGCGCGCUAUCGUUCCCGCUCCCUCGCAUAGAGAAAAGAAGGAGUCACUAGAAGCGAAGAGAGAGAGGAAAGCAGCUAAGACGCUCGCGAUCAUAACAGGGGCAUUCGUGUUUUGCUGGCUACCUUUCUUCAUCAUGGCGUUAGUGAUGCCUAUUUGUUCUUCUUGCGUGAUCAGUGAUUACUUGGCCAGCUUCUUCCUCUGGCUCGGCUACUUCAACUCGACGCUCAACCCGGUUAUCUACACAAUUUUCAGCCCCGAUUUCCGCCAGGCCUUCGCUCGAAUCCUAUUCGGCACCCACCGUCGAGGCCGCAAUAAAAAAUUCUAACGAAAAUGCCCCUACUAUGUAUAUAAUUAAGCCGAAGGGUGCCGGCUGUUAGAAAAUGGACUAUAAUAUUCUCCGUGUACGAUAUUUCAAAUAUAUUAAACGUUGUUAGUUAGUGUAAAUAAGCAUAGAAGUUUGUAAAUAUAUCAGUACAUGCAUACGAUAGAGGAUGUUGAAUAUAUUGUUUUUUUAAACCGUUAUCAUAGUCUAUAACAUUGUAAGCCGCGACGGCGAUGCUCGAGAGUCCAGGGCAUUGCCGCCGCUCGCUCCUGAGUUGUUUCAAGUGACAUUACUGAAUAAAUAUAAUAAAUUAUAUCGCA